This is a messenger RNA of Heterotrigona itama, 5230 nucleotides long. The record is from the annotation of a GenBank genome assembly. NCBI's taxonomy places the organism in Eukaryota, Metazoa, Arthropoda, Insecta, Hymenoptera, Apidae.
AUGAAAUAAACAUGUUUUAAAUAAAUAAUAUUUUUCAUAUUACAUUUUUGUUAAAAAUAUUUACUAACAUUUUUUAUGUUAUAUAUAUAUAUGUAUUAAAUUAAAUUGUAUUAAAAUUUUAUUUUUAAUAAUAUUUACUUCAAAAAAACGAAAAAAAUUAAUAAAGUAGUUCAUUUGUGUUGGAUAGAUAUAAGAUAUAAUUGAUGUUGGAUAGAUAUAAGAAUUGAGAAAAAUGGAUAUAAAAAACGAUAAGGAAGAGUUACAAUUUGAACUACCACCCAUUUGGCCUGACAUUAGAACUGAAUUAAGGGAAUAUAUAGAAUGUUUGGACAAUCUUCCAAUGUAUCAUUUAGAUAAUACACAAUGUUAUUGGCCAAGAAAACUUGAUAUUCUAUCUUUUUUGAAUUGUGAUAUAGCACCGCUUGGUACCACAUUAAAAUUUGAUCGUGAUCCUGUUAAUGGAAUGCUUGGGAAAAUGCAUGAAGUACCUUUAAAGUCAGCAGGUGAAACUACCCGAAAUUCUAUGUCUAUGACUCGUGCACCAGGCCCACAUAGUGAUAAUAUUAGAGGAAAUACUAGUAAUAUUCCCUUUUGGCCUGGUGGUUUUGACGAACCAGAGAUAGUAAUGGAUUCAUCAAUAGAAGAGAUUGACUUUGAAAAUAAUUUAAGAACCUUAGCAAAAGGAUUCAGUGCUGGUAUAGAAUUCAAAAGUGACAAUUGUACUCCAAAAGAGGGAACAAUGACCGACACAGAACAAAUAUCGUCCGAAUCAGAGAUAAAUGAAAUUGAAAGGAUAGCAGACAAGAUUAAUCUAAUGUCUAUUAUAAAAGAAGAGCAAGAUGAAUUUAAUUUUUGGAAGACAGAAACAAAGGAAACAAAAGAAGAAAAAAGAACCAAAACUUCAGAUAUUCAGAAAGCUGCAUUGGAUGAAAUUGCUACAUUGUUAGAAGAAACAGAUAUUCCUAUUUUAAAUAUCUCGGAAAAACGUGAAGAAACUGCCAAAUCAGAAUGGGCAGAACAAUUAGAUGUGUCUGUUCCAAUAACUGAUUUUGAAAAACGUAUUCCUGAAUUAGCAAUGAGUUUUCCGUAUGAGUUAGAUACUUUCCAGAAACAAGCUAUUCUUAAAUUAGAAGAAGGAUGUAAUGUGUUUGUUGCCGCACAUACAUCGGCUGGAAAAACAACAGUAGCGGAAUAUGCUAUUGCAUUAAGCCAGAAACAUAUGACAAAAGUUAUUUAUACUUCUCCUAUAAAAGCGCUUUCAAACCAAAAAUAUCGCGAUCUUAAAAGGAAGUUUGAUAGUGUAGGACUAUUAACAGGAGAUUUACAAAUUAAUUCAAAUGCUUCUUGUCUUAUAAUAACCACGGAAAUUUUACAGUCUAUGUUAUAUUGUGCAUCAGAAAUAUUGAGAGAUUUAGAAUUUGUUAUAUUUGACGAAGUGCAUUACAUCAAUAACGACGAGCGUGGUCAUGUUUGGGAAGAAAGUGUGAUACUUUUGCCACAAACAGUUACUCUAGUAAUGUUGUCUGCAACUGUGCCCAAUCCUCUAAUAUUUGCUGAUUGGGUUGGUCGGACAAAAAAGAAAAAAACGUAUGUAAUAAGCACUUUAAAACGACCUAUACCACUGCAGCAUUAUUUAUAUACUGGAACUGACGGUAAAACAAAGGAUAACAAAUUUUUAGUUUUAGAUGAGAGCGGUCAAUUUUUUUUAGAUGGAUGGUAUAAAGCAACAACGACGCAAAAUCCGAAAAAUCAAAAUAAUAAAAAUGUUAAAAAACCAGUACAGCGACAGAUGACUCCAAAACAGGAACAAGUAUUAUGGAAUGCUUUCAUAAGUCACUUAAAAACUCAAAACAUGUUGCCUGUGGUUGUUUUUAUGUUAUCACGGAAGCGUUGCGAUAUGAGCGCUGUACUAUUAAGAAACGUUGAUCUUACAACUGAAACUGAAAAGCACACUAUUCGAACUUUCUUUCAAAACAAUAUUCGGCAUUUAAAAGGCACAGACAGAGAAUUGCCACAAGUACUUAUGAUGCAAGAAUUAUUAGAAGGUGGGAUUGGUAUCCAUCACAGUGGCAUUUUACCUAUUUUGAAAGAAAUAGUAGAAAUGCUAUUCCAAACUGGAGUUGUAAAAUUACUAUUUGCAACAGAAACAUUUGCAAUGGGUGUGAAUAUGCCAGCACGCACUGUAGUUUUUGAUUCCAUAAAAAAAUAUGAUGGUACUAAUUUUCGGAUACUUUAUCCUUCUGAAUAUGUACAAAUGGCUGGUCGAGCUGGACGUAGAGGUCAUGAUACCGCUGGAAUGGUUAUAGUCAUGUGUCGAACAUCUGUGCCACAUUUUAAUGAAUUAAAAAAUAUGAUGUGUGGACAAGCUCAAAACUUAGAAUCUAAGUUUAAAGUAACAUAUUCCAUGGUUUUAAAUCUGAGGAGAUUAAAUGAAUCUGUGACUGUUGAAGCAAUGAUGCGAAGAUCAUUUAAAGAAUCGCCAGUAGUUAAAAAUCAAAAUACUUAUAAAAUGCAGUUGCAAAAAGUAGAAAAUGAACUAUCAAAAUUACCACCUUUAACAGAUUUACAGAAAAAACUCUCUGAUUUUUAUCGAGUAGCUGUUGAGUAUCUAGAAUAUCUCAAAUAUUUAAAACCCUAUUUUUAUGAGACGCAGAAAAAAGCAGUAAAAAAUUUAACACCGGGUAGGAUAUUGUUGAUAUCAUAUGAAAAUCAUUAUAGCAAAUUAGCUCUAUUAUUGGCGAUUGUCCAAAGUAAAGGUAGUCAACAAUAUAGAAUAUUAGUUCUUAAAAAUUCUAAGACAUCAAAUCCUUCUGAGGAAAUCAUCCUAGAAAAAAGUCAAAAAGCUAGAAAGUCCGACAAAUGGUACGAUAUUGUUGCUUUAACGAAAAAAGAAAUAUUUGUGCCAGUUGGAAUUCCAUCAGAUGAAGUGUUAAAUAUAGCUGCAUGGAAUAUAUUGGAAAUAACAAAUUGUCAAAUUAAAAUAGAUUGCAACUUAGUUUUGGCAAAUUGGGAAAAAAGGCAAAUACCAAGAUUUAAAAAUGAACCUCCUAGUCAGACAUAUCAAACAGCUAUACAAGAAUUAAUGACAUUAUCUCUAAAUGCUUUUCGUGAUUCUUCUGUUCUAAAACCAUGUUUAGAAAUGAAAAUGAAUUAUGAUGUCGAUAGAAAAUUGAAUCAUUUAUUUGAUUUAAAGGAAGCUGUGGAUAAUGUAAAAUGUACAGAGAUGAUAAAUUUCGAAGAACAAUUUGAAGUUGUGUAUGAACGAAGUGAAUUGGAAAGUGAAAAAAAUAAACUACAACUAAAACUUAGUGAUGAAGGAUUAAGUUUAUAUCCUGAAUAUACAAAUGCUGUUGCACUUCUUAAAGAUUUAGGAUAUAUAGAUAAUGAUGAGAGAGUUGCAUUAAAAGGUCGAGUUGCUUUACAAAUGGGAAAUAACGAACUAUUAAUUACUGAGCUUAUUCUCAAAAAUGUGUUAACUGUACUUCAACCAGCUGAAAUAGCAGCAUUAUUAUCUACUUUAAUAUUCCAACAACGAACUGAUAUUAAACCAAAUGUAACACCAGAAUUAAAGAAGAGUUGUGAAAUAAUAAAACAAAUACAUGCCGAAUUAGAAGCUUUAGAACAGCAUUAUCAGUUAGUAACAUUACAGCCACUAAAUUUUGGUUUAGUAGAAGUAGUUUAUGAUUGGGCACAAGCGAAAUCAUUUGCCGAGAUUAUGGAGAAAACAGAUGUACAAGAAGGGAUUAUAGUACGAUGUAUUCAACAAUUAAGCGAAACAUUACGAGAUGUAAAAAAUGCAGCUACUACUAUAGGUGAUCCUGUUUUAAAAGAAAAAAUGGAAGAAGCCUCUACUGUUAUUAAAAGAGAUAUUGUUUUUACUGCAUCCUUGUAUACUCAAAAUUAAUCGUUUAACAAAAUCUAUGUAUAAUAAUUUAUUUUAAUAUGUAAAUGUGCAGAAUAUUUUUUACUUUGAUCAAUGAAAGACAUGUAUAUUUUUAUAAUUUAUAUACUAUUUAUGAAGUAUAUGUUGUCCAAAAAAUGUACAGUAUAAUAUUUCUUUACCAUAAAUGUAAAGUGCUGAGAUUCCGUUUGGUUGGUAAAAAAUAUUAUUCUAUAUUUUAUUUUCAGAUAUUACAGAGCACGCUGAUCUGUGUUAUUAAGAUUUCCUUGACCUUUAUUUGUCUCAGAAAUGCAAGUCCAUUGUCCUUCUGUAUUUUCACGCCAAAGGGAAACUUUAUUAUCUCCACCACUAACAGCUAAUAUACCUCCAGUUAAUGACCAACUAACAUUCCAAAUGACAUCAUCAAAAACAUUGAGGAUCGUUGGUGUCCAACUGGUAUAAUCAUUGGAAGUCCAUACAAUUACACGACGGUCUUGCGAACAUGAAGCUAAAGCUGCUUUGGAUGGCCCAACUGCAGGUGCCCAUGCAACAUCCCUCACCUAAUCACUAUGUGCUUCGAGUUUGUCUUCUUCAAUCCAUCUAUCACCUUCUUCUUUCCAAAUUUUAACUAAAUUAUCACAACCUCCAGUAGCUAGUCUCUUUAUUGCAUCAUUUUUUUGUGUUCCACUAGAAUCAAAACUGGGUUCUAUAGCAGGGCACCAACUUACCGCAUUGCAUCCAAUGGUAUGAGCAUUUGUAAUCUUUUGUGUAUCCCAUGUAUCUCCAUUAUUAAUAAGUAUAGACACUGAACCAUCUGAGCUGCCACAGGCUAAGAUCAAGCCAAAUUCAUGUGGUGCCCAAGCUACUGAAUUGACAGAGGAAUCAUGACCAUUAUGUUCAUAAAUCUUGNNNAAUUUUUAUAAAUUGUAACAUACCGAUCGUAACUACAAGACGCUAGAAGAUUCCCAAAUUUAGGAUGUGCCCAAGUAACCUGCCAUACAGGUCCAACAUGACCCUUAAGAUCAGCUACUAAACUUUGUGAUCCAUUUUUCAAAUCAAAGAUUUUAACCGAAUUGUCACUGGAACAAGUUGCUAACCUCAAACCGUAAUAAUCCAUUUCUGCAUCAUGAAUCAUAUCUUCAUGACCAGUGUCAACCGUAUUCAAAACAGACACCAUUUUUAACGCACUUCUGAUUCAAAUUUUUCUGACUGUAACUUAAGAAUUAUCAAAUAACAUGCAAUUACAAGGAUGUUGAAGAGGUUAUGUUGUCCAGUGUCUGUCACUUACGUGGAAGCAUGUGCGCACGCAGGCGUUAAUGUAAUUUUGCGCAACUCGUGUGUAAAUGUCAG